GCAUGCAUGUUCAUGUUGGCAUACUCACACAUCAUCGUCAUCACUGGAUCGCAACAACUCGAGGUCGCCCUCUUUGGGUCCCACUCCGACAUUCUCCAUUUCAACCAUGGCGGCUCCCUUCCCCCCUUCCGCCGCCCUUCCUUUGAACAACAACGGCAGCACACCAUGAAUCGCCUCCAACCGACUUAACCACCUACCUCCUCACUCCCACCUCUCUCUAACUCUCAAAAAUUCGAGCUUUCUUCUUAUGGCCGCUUUGCCAAACCCUAGCGUUCCUCUCCGACACUACCGCCGACAACUCUCUCCUUCCCCAAUCACUGUUUCGCGGCCCCGAAACGGCUUCCCAGAGAGAUUUGGUGGUCUCGGAUCGAUCAAGCCCUCGACGAAAAUUUCAGUCAAGUGUAAUGUUUUGGGCGAAACAGAUAAUAACGGCGGUGUUGAAGCCAGUAACUGCAUAAAAGACGAACAGUUUGUGAGGUUUUUCCGCGAAGCUUGGCCAUAUUUUCGAGCUCACCGCGGCGGCACGUUUGUUGUUAUUAUUUCCGGUGAAAUCGUCGAUAGCCCUUACUUGGAUCCCGUUUUGAUGGAUAUUUCUCUGCUUCAUGGCUUGGGAAUCAAAUUUGUUCUUGUCCCUGGGACUCAUGUACAAAUUGACAAGCUUUUGGAUGAGAGAGGAAGUGAGCCAAAGUAUUUAGGUCGAUACAGAAUUACUGACUCUAAUUCCCUCCAGGCAGCAAUGGAUGCAGCUGGGAGAAUUCGUAUUAUGAUAGAGGCAAAGCUAUCUCCUGGACCCUCUUUAUGCAAUAUCCGUCGACAUGGUGACAAUAGUCGUUGGCAUGAUGUUGGUGUCAGUGUCGCUAGUGGUAAUUUUCUUGCAGCCAAGAGAAGAGGUGUUUUGGAAGGAAUUGAUUAUGGAGCAACAGGUGAAGUAAAGAAAAUAGAUGUUGCUCGCAUUCGUGAGAGGCUGGAUAAGGAUUAUAUAGUUAUCUUAAGCAAUCUUGGCUACUCCAGCUCCGGGGAAGUUCUAAAUUGCAACACAUAUGAAGUUGCUACAGCCUGUGCCUUAGCUCUUGGAGCGGAGAAGCUUAUUUGCAUUAUUGAUGGCCCAAUCCUGGAUGAGUGUGGACGCCUUAUUCGUUUUUUACCUCUUCAAGACGCAGACAUGUUGAUUCGCAAACGAGCUGAGCAAAGUGAGAUAGCCACUAACUAUGUACAGGCUGUUGGUGAAGAUGAUCUCACUUGCCUUGUCCAUAGUGAUUCUAAUGGAAGUGUUCCCUUUCAGCAGAAUGGGAAGGGUUUUAGUGAUAAGUAUGCUGCAACAUUUCAGAACGGUGUUGGUUUUGACAAUGGAAAUGGACUAUGGUCUGGUGAACAGGGUUUUGCCAUUGGUGGUCAAGAGAGGCUGAGUCGUUUAAAUGGUUACCUUUCUGAAUUAGCUGCUGCUGCUUUUGUUUGCAGAGGAGGCAUUCAGCGAGUUCAUCUAUUAGAUGGCACUAUUGGUGGAGUUUUACUACUGGAACUGUUUCAAAGAGAUGGAGUAGGGACUAUGGUGGCUAGUGAUCUAUAUGAAGGAACACGGAUUGCUAGGGUGACUGACAUUCCAGGGAUAAAGCAAAUUAUACAUCCUUUAGAAGAAUCUGGUACAUUGGUCAGACGGACCGAUGAAGAGCUGCUUAAAGUAUUGGAUUCAUUCAUUGUUGUGGAGAGAGAGGGUCAAAUCAUUGCUUGUGCUGCUCUUUUCCCUUUCUUUAAAGAAAAGUGUGGGGAAGUUGCUGCUAUUGCUGUUUCUUCUGAAUGCCGUGGGCAAGGACAGGGAGACAAAUUACUUGAUUACAUAGAGAAGAAGGCAUCUUACCUUGGAUUGGAAAUGCUUUUCUUGCUUACCACCCGCACUGCAGAUUGGUUUGUGAGGCGCGGUUUCUCAGAAUGUUCUAUUGAAUCCAUACCAGAAGAAAAGAGGAGAAAGGUCAAUCUAUCCCGUGGUUCCAAGUAUUAUAUGAAGCAGCUACAACCCGACAUGAGUGGAAUUGGUAUUUGAUCGAAUGUUCCUUGAUGAUGCAACAGCAGGAUCAAUUUACAUCAUCCACAUAAUACCUGUGAUCGAAUUUUGGAGCUCAGCGUUUAACCAUCUCAAUUUCCGCUUACAUUUAUUUAUUUUUGUUUAGCAGUUGUUCUAAGGUGGACUUUGUUAGAGAUUGAUUUAAUUAUUUUGUUAAGAUAAUAGAAAGUACCUGUUUGUGCUAAGGACUUCAAGUCCAGUUUUUAUUUUUAUUUUUAUUUUUUUUAAUGUAUACUCUUUCACCUUGUACAUUUAUGCCUCCCUUGCUAUGAGCAGGGCAUCCA
Molecule: messenger RNA, 2343 nt
Organism: Camellia sinensis
Lineage: Eukaryota; Viridiplantae; Streptophyta; Magnoliopsida; Ericales; Theaceae
Product: putative amino-acid acetyltransferase NAGS2, chloroplastic
Biological process (GO): L-arginine biosynthetic process
Cellular component (GO): cytoplasm
Molecular function (GO): L-glutamate N-acetyltransferase activity, acting on acetyl-CoA as donor
Source: RefSeq, a predicted model, not a curated record